This is a messenger RNA of Apis mellifera (honey bee), 3943 nucleotides long. RefSeq names its product ubiquitin carboxyl-terminal hydrolase CYLD (gene CYLD). Lineage: Eukaryota; Metazoa; Arthropoda; Insecta; Hymenoptera; Apidae. Gene Ontology annotation, biological process: protein K63-linked deubiquitination. The coding region runs from base 262 to 2616 and encodes 784 amino acids. Gene Ontology annotation, cellular component: cytosol. The record is from RefSeq and is a predicted model, not a curated record. Gene Ontology annotation, molecular function: K63-linked deubiquitinase activity; cysteine-type deubiquitinase activity. The transcript is spliced from 11 exons.
GCAUUCUUCUGCUUGAAUUUGAUUGCCUCGAAACACCGUGUGUGCUGCAAACAAUAUUUCUCUAAGUAAUUCUAUUAAAUAUUUAUAAAUAUAUAUUUAAUAAUAUAUUAAGUGAUAUAAAUUCAAACUUUUAUUUAUUUAAUUUGAAUCAAAGUAAAAACUGAAAACAAUGACUAAGAUAAAUGUCGUAUUUUGUCCGCGUGUUGUACGCACGUUGUGGUCAAAAGAUUAUUUUCUUACAAUGAUAAUCCACGAUUAAUAAUGGAAAAGUGCAAUUCUAACAAUAAGGAAGACCGUCAGGUCUUUCAAUAUUUUGUUGCCAAGCAAAAUACUAUUUUAAUGCGUAUAUCGGGAGAAUGUGACAAAAAUGUUAAUACAUUACGUCUUGGCAUGUUGGUUGAAGCUAUCGAAGAUUUAGGAGAUAGUGCGCUUAAAGUACGCGUUAUUGAUACGACAGGAUCAGAAAUUUGGCGUGACACAGAAUGGAGAUGUCAUAGAUUUGAUUUAAUCUCUGUUUCAUCAGAAGUAUGGAAAUUUUUACCUGCUGUUUCAGUCCCUCAAGAAAGAGUUCGUUUGGCAAAUUAUAAACACUUAUGUGAGGAACUUAUGAGCUUAGCAAUAAAUGAUACUGUUUGGUAUUGUGCUGAUCCUCUAGGAUGUACUAAAUUUUUGGCUAUUAUUAAAUAUAUUGGACCUGUGCCACAACUUGGACAAGGAUAUUAUUUUGGUCUUGAUUUGUUGGAAAAUCAAGAACCAUCCAAAACAGCUUUAUUAAGCAAAGAAUAUUUUGUUUCUACUCAUUCUGAAGGAAGAUUUGCUACAUUAAGUAAUAUUUUCCCAUUAAAACCUGGAGGUCCUACAGGUCUUGCAAAAUCAGAUAAAAAUUUAUGUACAAAAAUUGAAACAGGAAAUAAUUAUACAAAUGAUAAGAAAAAAUCUGUAUUGGAUACUAUACCACCUGUUUUGUUAGAAAGAUUUAGUCUAUAUGAUGAUAAUAAAAAUAACAAUAGAGAUCAAGGAUCUUUGUCAAAAGAAUAUGUUCAAUCAAUAAAAUCAACAACACAUGAAAAUGACAGCAAUUUAACUAAAAGUAUAACCACUUAUGGUAAUACACUCGAAAAGAAUGAAAAUAAAAAAUUUGGAAGAACAGAAAAUUUGGAUCUAAUUGUGGGUUCAAAUGUAAAAGUUCUUUUGGAUUCUGAUGUACAUUAUGGGAUUAUUCGUUGGAUUGGAACCCCUCCUGGUAUUACUUCUGGUAAAUUGAUUGCAGCUGUUGAAUUGGAUGAUAGUCAUCCAUCAGGUACUGAUGGAACAUUUAAAGAUGUAAGAUAUUUCCAUUGUCGGCCAUAUAAAGCUAUUUUUACAGAUCUCGAACAAUGUUCACGAUAUGAUGCCAUGACAAAAGUUGAUGAUUCAACAACAUUGAUAAAUACAGAUAAUUUCGGAAAUAUAGAAAGUUCCGUUAUUGUUGGUAUGGUACGUCCUAUCUCUGUAAAAGGAAACUUGGAAAGUAUUUGUGGAAAAUAUAGAGGAAUUCAAGGUCAUCACAAUUCGUGUUAUUUGGAUGCCACUCUUUUUAGCAUGUUUACAUUUACUAGUGUUUUUGAUAAUUUAUUAUUUAGACCACCAAAUGAAAAAGAUUGUCCGCAAUACGAAGAAGUACAAAGAGUAUUACGUGAAGAAAUUGUAAAUCCACUUAGAAAAAAUAUGUUUGUAAGAGCAGAUCGAGUGAUGAAACUCCGAACUUUACUUGAAAAAUUAUCAUCUGUAUCCGGACUUACUAGCGAAGAAAAAGAUCCUGAAGAAUUUUUAACUUCUUUGGUUGCACAAAUUUUGAAUGCUGAACCAUUUCUUAAAUUAAGUUCUGGUCAAGAUGCGUAUCAUUAUCAACUUUUUGUUGAAAAAGAUGAUCAUUUAAAUCUUCCAACUGUGCAACAAUUAUUAGAACAAAGUUUUCUUACAAGUAACAUAAGAUUGAAAGAAGUUCCUUCAUGUCUUAUUAUACAAAUGCCACGAUUUGGAAAAUCAUUUAAGAUGUAUCAAAAAAUUCAACCUACAUUGUUACUUGAUGUAACAGACAUAAUUGAGGAUUCUCCAAGACAAUGUACUGUUUGCGGAAAAUUAGCAGAAUACGAAUGUAAAGAAUGUUUUGGACAAUGUGGUGUUGGACUUGAAAGUAUUGCAUUUUGUUUGCAAUGUUUAGAAAAGGUACAUCGACAUGAACGAAGAACAAAUCAUGAACCAAAGAAGCUUGUAGUACCAAUGGAAUUCGCUAUUUUACAAGAACAUUGUCCAGUUCCACGAUUGUAUCUUGAAUUGUCGGCAGUAGUUUGUAUCGAAACCUCCCAUUAUGUAUGUUUUGUAAAAUGUGGUUCUGGCUCUGAAGCUCCAUGGUGUUUUUUUGAUUCCAUGGCAGAUAGAAAAGGAGAACAAAACGGUUACAAUAUACCGGAAAUGGUUCCAUGUCCGGAUUUUCCAUAUUGGUUAAGCGAAGAAGGUGGAAAUUAUUUAACUGAAUUAACAGACGAUCGUCAUCUACCUGAACAUGCAAAACGACUGUUAUGUGAUGCAUAUAUGUGCAUGUAUCAAUCUCCAGAUGUUAUGAUGUACAAAUAAAUUAAAAUGCCUGAUAAUAUAGGUAAGUUAGGUUUAAAAUUAUUAUUUUUAAUAAAAAUAACAUAAUGUUUGUGCUUAUUGCUUUAUUUUAUGUAAAUUUAUAUAAUAAUAGUAAAAUUUAUUCACAAAAAUUUUAUACUAUUAAAGAUAAAAGGAAAAGAAAAAAUUGAAAAUUUGAUCAGCUCAUAAAGUUUAUUCAAAUGCAGAAAAACAUGUAAUCUUAAGGGAACUAAGGUUAUACAUAUAUAUUAUACAAAUUAUAUGAAAAUCACGAUUUUCAAUCAAAAACUAGUAAUCUAACUCGGGUAUAGUACUGGUUUUUAAAUUCACAAGAUAUAUUCAUUCAUAUAUAUAUAUAUUUAUCAGUGACAUAAAAUUAAUAUUUUUCAUAUUAUACGAAAAUUAUUGGAAAAUUUACUAUACUAUUGUAAAAUUUAUACACAUAUUGCACGAUCUAAUUAAUCAUCAAAUUUUAUCAGUUUGUUGAAAAUGAAUUCAAAAUAUUGAAUUAAUAUCUUGAUAAUUUAUAAAACUGAAUAUUGUAUUGAUACAUUAAGAAUAUAUAUUUGUCAAAAGUCAUAUAUGAGGUAUAAAAUUUUAUACGAAAAGCUUAUCAAAAUGUUAUCAUAUGACUGAUUUUUAUAGCAAAGAGCACAAACAAUUAAUAAAUCUUUUAUAACUUAAAGAUAUAAUGACUAAGAUUAAGAAAUUCUGCACUUUUAGAUCUAUUGUUGCUCUAAUAAUUUUUGUACUCCCAUUUUAUAAUAUUAGAUUAAAUCUGUUUUUUAAUUUAAUUAUUUAAUAAUUAUAAUAAUCUUAAAGAAAUCUAAUAGAGCAACUUAGCACAACAACAACAACAAUUUAAAAUCCACUAAGUUCAUUACGUUUUUAUAUAAAUAAUGAUAAAGAUCUUUUUGAUAUUCUAAACUUGAAUAUUUUACAUAGAAUGAAAAUCUAGAUCUUAGAUUUGUACAAAUUUAAUUAAUGUGUAGCAGAUUUAUAUACUUAAUGCAUCUCUGAUAGUAAAUAUGUAUAUGAAAAUUAUAAAGUCACAAAGAAAAAUUGUUUCAAAAUCUUACAAAAUUUUCAAAACUAUUAGAUUUUUUCUUGACUACAAUUACUUCAAUAUCAUAUAAAAAAAAGAUAAAAAAAGAAUUUUUGUUAGACUUAAGUCUGAAAGAAAUAUUACUACAAGUGAAAAUAAACGAAAUAAUUAUGAAAAAUUUGAGAUGUAUCAUUGUACAUAAGUUAUGUAAUAGAUAAAAUUUAAUGUUCAUUCAUGCCUUUGUGGCAAAACUAAUAAAGAUAGUGACGAAGUUUGUAUAAA